Messenger RNA from Aphanomyces astaci, 1268 nucleotides. RefSeq lists its product as hypothetical. The record is from RefSeq and is a predicted model, not a curated record. Gene Ontology annotation, cellular component: transcription export complex 2. Gene Ontology annotation, biological process: transcription elongation by RNA polymerase II; poly(A)+ mRNA export from nucleus; post-transcriptional tethering of RNA polymerase II gene DNA at nuclear periphery. The transcript has 6 exons. Gene Ontology annotation, molecular function: double-stranded DNA binding; RNA binding. Bases 19 to 1239 code for a protein of 406 amino acids. NCBI's taxonomy places the organism in Eukaryota, Oomycota, Saprolegniomycetes, Saprolegniales, Verrucalvaceae.
GUCUGUUUUCCAUUCGACAUGAACGCCGCAGCUGUGGCCGUGAAGGAGGUGGUUGGGAGUCUUCUUCGCAAGCAAAGCGCGCAUGUUGCGAACAUUCUGGCGAUUUCCUUCGACAAGAGUACUUCCGACGCACCAUUCCUGGACAACGAUCGCGUCAUUGAAGCAGCGUGUCGAAGCUCGUUCGUCGGGCCGUUGGCGGCAUACCAUGACAUUGUUGCGGCGACUCUCAAGGCCAAGCGGCUUGUGCACGAGGACAAAUUUGUCCUGGCGUACGACGAACACAUUUCGGGAUUCAUCAAGUUUCUCGAAGUGUUUCGCGAAGAAUCCAACUGGCUCGUGCCAUGGCUGCAUGUAUUCGUGUACGACGCACGCAUGCUGGCGCUCUAUGCUGACGUGGAAGCAGGCAAGAAGCGCGGCGACGGGGAAGUCCACGACAAUGUGAAAAAUGCCGAGCAGCAUCUCAAACGUGCCUUCUCCAUGACCGUGAACGACCGCGCGGCGCCCGACUUAAGCAAGCGGCCGGGCACACUGUACAUCGUGAACCAGCUGUUCAAGAUCUAUUUUCAUUUGAACGCGAUUAACCUAUGCCGCAAUCUCAUUCGCGCCGUGGACUUGCAAUCGUUUGACCAAUUCGACAAGCGGGAUCAAGUCACGUACAAGUACUACCUCGGUCGCAUCUACAUGUUUGAAGACCAGUACCACCACGCCGAAGCCAGUUUGAGCUUUGCGUGGCACCAUUGCCACAAAAAAUACACACGCAACAAGAGAAAAAUCCUGCAAUUUCUCGUCCCGGUCAAGCUCAUUCUGGGCGUGGUGCCGUCAACGCAGCUGAUUGCCACGUACAACUUGACCGAGUUCGAAGGCAUUUCCACUGCCCUCCAACAAGGCAACAUUCGCGAGUUCAACCAAAGCAUGGAUCGGUACCAAGAUCAGUUUGUCCUGCAAGGCGUGUACCUCCUCAUGGAGAAACUCCGCGCGAUUGUCAUGCGCAACUUGCUGAAAAAGGUGUACCUCAUUCGCGACAAGAAGAACCAGUUGAAACUCGUCGACUUUCAAGCGGCGGUGGAUGCCGUCGACAGCGCGGACCUGGACAUGGACGCCCUCGAGAGCCUCGUCGCCAACUUGAUCUUUAUGGGAUAUGUCAAGGGGUAUAUUUCCCACAAGCUCAAGAUCCUCGUCUUGAGCAAGUCCAAUCCGUUCCCGGCCAUCACGGACGUUCUACAAGACCAAUCGGCAUAACCGAAAAUCCAUAUCCAUUUUGAUCAGAG